CAGCCGCCCGCGCGCGGCCGCCGGCGGCGCGUGUGUCUCGUGUGUGCCCCCACCGCCGCCUCCCCCCGGCCCCGCCGCCGCAUGCGGAUGAUCCGCGGCGUUAAAAGAUGGAGGGGUUGACGCUGAGCGAGGCGGAGCAGCGCUACUACUGCGACCUCUUCUCCUACUGCGACACCGAGAGCACCAAGAAGGUGGCGUCCCACGGGCGCGUCCUGGAGCUCUUCCGCGCCGCGCAGCUCCCCAGCGACGUGGUCAUGCAGAUUAUGGAGCUCUGUGGUGCAACAAGACUUGGCUAUUUCGGAAGAAGUCAAUUUUACAUUGCUUUGAAACUUGUUGCUGUGGCCCAAUCUGGUCUCCCUCUAAGAGUGGAAAGCUUAAAUACAGUAAAGGACCUCCCUCUUCCCAGAUUUGUUGUGUCAAAGAAUGAACAAGAGUCAAGACACACAGCCUUGUAUUCUUCAGAUGCUGAUAACCCAGCUUCAUAUUCAGGUGUGAUUCCUCCUCCUCCGCCUGGCAGGAUACAAGUCAAAAAAGGCUCUGUGAGCCAUGAUGCAGUUCAGCAGCGUACAUCAACUGAUCAACAGGAGUCCGCAUCUCCAGUUGUUUCACCACAGCAAUCCCCACCAACCUCUCCACAUACCUGGAGGAAGCACAACCGCCAUCCCAGCGGAGGGAAUAAUGAGCGACCUCUUGCUGGACCUGGGCCUUUUUGGGCUCCAUUUAGUGAAGUACAACCAGGCUCAUCUACUUCUAGUGAUCCCAUAUGGUCUGGCCAUUCACCACCACCCCAUCAAGAAAAUUGGGUCAGUUUUGCAGAUACCCCACCAACCAGUGCUCUUUUAGCCAUGCAUCCUGCUUCUGUCCAGGACCAGACAACAGUACGAACUGUAGCAUCAGCUACAACAGCAAAUGAAAUUCGUAGGCAAUCAAGUAGUUAUGAUGACCCCUGGAAAAUAACUGAUGAACAAAGGCAGUAUUAUGUUAAUCAGUUUAAAACCAUUCAACCUGAUCUAAAUGGAUUUAUACCAGGAUCUGCAGCUAAAGAAUUUUUCACUAAGUCAAAACUACCUAUUCUUGAACUUUCUCAUAUUUGGGAACUGUCAGAUUUUGAUAAAGAUGGUGCCCUGACAUUGGAUGAGUUCUGUGCUGCAUUUCAUCUGGUAGUUGCUAGGAAGAAUGGGUAUGAUUUGCCAGAAAAGUUACCUGAAAGUUUAAUGCCCAAACUGAUUGAUUUGGAAGACUCAACGGUGAUUCCUGUCGUUUCAGAAGUUGGAGAACAGACUGGCGAGGUAGGUUACUCUGGCUCUCCAGCAGAAGCACCUCCAAGCAAGUCUCCAUCAAUGCCAUCCCUAAACCAGACCUGGCCAGAAUUGAAUCAGAGCAGUGAGCAGUGGGAGACAUUUAGCGAACGCUCUUCAAGCUCACAAACUCUGACCCAAUUUGAUUCUAACAUUGCACCAGCUGAUCCUGAUACUGCAAUUGUGCAUCCAGUUCCUAUAAGAAUGACUCCAAGCAAAAUCCACAUGCAGGAAAUGGAGCUUAAAAGAACUGGAAGUGAUCAUGCUAACCCUACUAGUCCACUACUUGUGAAACCAUCAGAUCUCCCAGAAGAAAAUAAAAUGAGUUCAUCUGUAAAAUUUACGGCUGGAAAUACAGUUACAGAUGGUUACAGCAGUUCGGACUCUUACACUUCAGAUCCAGAGCAAAUCGGAAAUGCUGUAACACGGCAACGGUCACAUUCAGGAACAUCUCCAGAUAACACAGCACCACCACCACCCCCUCCAAGGCCUCAUGCUUCUCAUUCUCGGUCGUCAUCUUUAGAUAUGAACAGAUCCUUCUCAGUUACCCCAGGACAGCAACAGGCUGGAGUUGUUGCCUAUCCGCCUGCAGUGCCUCCAAGACCACAGCCUUCACAGGGCACAGGUCCUCAUGUGCAUCGCUCAGUGGAUGCUGAUGGCCUAAUAGCUCAUACCAGUACCUCACCUCAACAAAUACCAGAACAGCCAAAUUUUGCAGACUUCAGCCAGUUUGAGGUAUUUGCUGUUUCAGGUGUAAGCAAAGAGGAAGAAGAUGAAAUUGAAACACACUCAGAAGUCUUGCAGGUUGAAAAGCCUUCUGAUUCUGCGAGUUCUCUUAGAGUUGCCAAAGCAGAUGGAAGAGUUGAAGACAAAGCACCUGCAAAUGUCCCCAGUAGUGCGGGUAAAGGCACUACCCCACUUGCUCCACCACCGAAGCCUAUUCGUAGAAGAUUAAAAUCAGAAGAUGAGCUAAGACCUGAAGCUGAGGAACAUACACAGAAAACAGGUGUCAUAGCUGCUGUUCUUGCUUCACAGCCAUCUAUUCCUAGAUCAGUGGGGAAAGACAAGAAGGCAAUUCAGGCAUCAAUCAGACGUAACAAGGAAACCAACACUGUUUUGGCCAGACUGAACAGUGAACUACAGCAGCAACUAAAGGAUGUUCUUGAAGAGAGAAUCUCCCUGGAAGUCCAACUGGAACAACUUCGACCCUUCUCUCACCUCUAAGCCUACUGCCGUUAACUGUGAAUUUACUAAUUUUGAAAGGGGUAUUGGUUUCAAGGCCUAUUUAACUAUCCAUGCAUCUAGCUCAAUGCACUCUAUUCUACAUUAAAUGUUGUGGUUCUGUUUUGUCAAUUUGUCCACUUUUGUAUUUUAAGUAUUUUAAUUUCAGUACAGAAAAAAAAAAAAAAAACCUACUUUUUCCUUGAAUGUGACACUGCCUCUCACAUCUUAUUCUGUGGGCAUCCGUGAUCUUUGUUGGACUUGAGUUUGCAGAGUUUGUCGCCAAAAUUUCCAACUGGAAUUUUUUCGUGGAUUUUCUUUCCUGUUGAAACAUCUUUGCAGAAGACGUUUGCUAAUCAGUUGAUUUUAACCUUUAGGCACAUAAACUCUUCAUUCACUAUGGCAUUUAUUUUAUGGUGCCAGAAAAGAGACAAACUACUAAUCUGUCAUCAGCCAAUGUUACUUCCCAAGCUGCCUUUCACAAUUGGAAAGUUGUUCACGAUUCUAGAAAGUCUGCCUCUUUGCAAUUCCCCAGCUUACUCAGGUUGGGAGAGUUCUUGUAAGCUGUUUGCCAUAUCAACUGGAUUGGAUUUUGUGAUUUUUGUUGCAUACAUUAUAGAGUAUGUAACCACAGAUUGCCAGGUGUUCACAUUUUAUCCAUUCAUGAUCCUGAUUCAGCCGCAUGCAUAGAAGCAUUUAUGGCACAAUUGGUAGUCUGUCAAACAGGUCUUUAGUUCUCCCUUUUGUGAAGAGUUGGGUGUAGAUCCCAAACAUUAAUUGCACAUUAUCUAAGCACCACCUGUAAUUGCAUGUCUCACACGUUACCUUUUAAUAGCAGAUCACAUCCACCAGUCUUCACUAUAACAAAUUGUAUUGUCAAGUAAUGUGUCAAUACCUCUAUAAACUUCUAAUUCCCAGCAAAGAAAAAUAUAAAACAAAAAAGGAACAGUUUUGCUUCUUAGGAAUUCUGGGGUACCUUCUGUCAUCUUGUUUCCAGGCCUUACUUCUCUGGCAUAUAGACAGGCUUCACUAUUAACAGAGUUCCUUGAGUGUAUCUUGCUCUUCAGGUUGAUGUACUGUAUUAGGAUUUGUUGUAUAUUGUACAAUACACACAUUUUGAUCUCAUAUGUAAAUUUGCAUUAAUUGCUGACUAACAGCAGAUAUUCUAUUUAAUGGCUUCUUCUGGCUGUGGGAUCAUAGAUGUUUAACUGCAUGGAUGUAUCUCUGCAGAAUCAGAACUAGCAAUUGUGUGAUUUUUACACCAAUAAAACAGCACAAUAUUUUAA
This is a messenger RNA of Vidua macroura (Pin-tailed whydah), 3805 nucleotides long. RefSeq names its product RALBP1 associated Eps domain containing 1 (gene REPS1). Gene Ontology annotation, cellular component: plasma membrane; cytoplasm. Lineage: Eukaryota; Metazoa; Chordata; Aves; Passeriformes; Viduidae. The record is from RefSeq and is a predicted model, not a curated record. Bases 108 to 2522 code for a protein of 804 amino acids. The transcript has 20 exons. Gene Ontology annotation, molecular function: calcium ion binding; protein binding. Gene Ontology annotation, biological process: endocytosis; endosomal transport.